GCUUCUUCUUUAUUUAUUUACUUUCUUCACAAUGUCCACCAACCUCGGCAUUUGUCCUUGCCAACACCAACACUCAGACGCAAGUUUGAUCAAUAAGCCCACAAUAUUGCGAUUCUUCAGUGCCACAUAAAUGUUGCAACGAUUCGGUUUCAAAAUAUUCACACAUAAUAAUGCCCAAUUUGGAGGCACCCAUUGGCUACGAUGAAUCUUCACCGGAGAAUUCCUACUCCGCUGAGGCGGUUGGUGAUGUGCCCACAGUGGGCGAACCUAUGCAGCCGCUGCCAGCUGGCGCUGUAGAAAUACGCCUACAGCCAGCGGGUCAGCAAACACCGCUAGCGCCUACACGACGACUGCCUGCGCUGAGUCCGAAUCCGGUACGUGUACGUCCAUUGCAACGUUUCAGCGAGUUUGACCGUGAAAUAGCGGCAUUGGAGGAGGAGAACUAUUGGCCAGUGGUGCCGGUCGUGCAGAUAUUACCAAUAAAUUUGCCACCACAACUGCCCGAGCCGUCGUUAGAUGAAUUACUGCGUCGCGUCACCGGUCGCAAUGAUUUGCAUAAUGUAGACACUGUACGUCUGCGUGUCAUUUCAUAUAGCAUUAGUCUGGCAAGCUUGCCGCUCUUCCUGCCACGCCUACAGCAUCUAGACUUGAGCGGCAGUGUGCUCUGCUCGUUGCGUGAUCUUGGUUAUGGUCUGCUACACUUGACCUAUUUGAAUGUGAGUAAUUGUGGACUGAAUAGUUUUGACGGCACUAGUGGACUGCCGGCGAUACGUGUAAUCAUCGCUGAUGGCAAUAUGAUACAGCGUGUGGACCCACUCACCGAUUUGGUGUUAUUGCAGCGUCUAAGCGUGCGUAAUAAUCGCAUCAGUGAUUUGGGUUUACUCACUUUCUUAGGGCUUUGUCCUAAUUUGCUGGAAUUAGAGUUGCAAGGUAAUUCCGUUAUACACAAUCCACUUUAUCGCACCACAUUGCAACGCAGCGUUCCCACAUUGCGUAUAUUGGAUGGCAUAGCGCUGGGCGAAACAGUGGUCGCACAAGCCACAGUGAUCAUUGAACCAGCUGGCGGGAACUCUUCAACGGAUGGCGAGGUUUCAUCGCUUUCGAGUGAGUUAUACUCUGACUCCUCACGUGCCGAAUCGAAUGCGUCAUCGUUGGCGAAUGUGCCGGCUGCGAUACAUAGGCCUGCAACAGCUCCACAGCCAGCAGCGAGUGAAGGCAACGUUUCCGUACAGUCUCCAAGACCGGCCUCGGUCCCCCACACAGCCGAGUUACGCCGCAGCUCACUUUCCAUGGGCGCUCCAGUCGUGGGCUCGGUUCUUAGUUUGGUUCGUCGUAAUCGGCGGCAGCGUCGCCAAGCUUGGACCACGUCGUCACAUAGUUCCUCUUCGAGUUCAUCUCUGCGUUCUCCUUUAGAGAAUGAAAGUUCGGAAAAGCGACUGUCUACUUUACCGAAUUCGUUAUCUAAUGAUGAUAAUGACUGAAUGUGUAUUGGAUCCACGAAAAUAGAUUUGUGCAUAUUUUUUUAAAUAAAAUAUAUAUGUUAACCGUUAUGACUACAAAC
Bactrocera oleae (olive fruit fly) is the source of this 1561-nucleotide messenger RNA. RefSeq names its product nischarin. NCBI's taxonomy places the organism in Eukaryota, Metazoa, Arthropoda, Insecta, Diptera, Tephritidae. Gene Ontology annotation, molecular function: protein binding. The record is from RefSeq and is a predicted model, not a curated record.